GUUAUUAAAAAAUACAUAUAACAAAAUUAAGUAAGCGACUGACAAAUACUGUCAAGCAAUGAUAUUAAGGAACGUAUUCAAAAAUCCUACGUGAUAAAGGGAGUGUAAUCUGAAUAUUGCCAAUGGUUCUACAACAAAUAAAGAAUAUGGCGGCGCGUUGGAAUUUAAUUCCUCACAAUUCUGAAGAAAGAGCAUUAGAAGAAAGGGGCUAUCAUAUUGGGAAAAAAAUUGGUCAAGGUUCUUAUGCAAAGGUUUAUACAUCUUAUCAUAUUGACGAUAAAAGUCGAAAGAAAACUCGAUUAGCGUGUAAAAUAUUUGAUAAGGAUAAAGCACCGAAAGGCUUUCUAGAGAAGUUCCUUCCUAGAGAGUUAGAAAUUUUGACUAAAAUUGAGAAUGCUCAUAUAAUCCACAUUCAUAGUAUUUUGCAGAGGGGGCCGAGAGUUUUUAUCUUUAUGAGGUAUGCCGAAAACGGAGAUUUAUUAAAUUUCAUUCAAAAAAUGGGGGCAGUACCUGGGGACCAAGCAAAAAUUUGGUUUAGACAAAUGACGAACGGUCUAAACUAUCUGCAUGAAAACAAUAUUGCCCAUCGAGAUUUAAAAUGCGAGAAUAUUCUACUAUCUCAAAGGUUUAACGCAAAAAUAGCAGAUUUUGGUUUCGCCAGAUUUUGCACUGAUCGCCAUAACGCUAGCAUACUCUGUAAGACCUAUUGUGGUUCAGCUUCAUAUGCUGCUCCUGAAAUCAUUAAAGGAACUCCAUACAAUCCCAAAUUAUCAGAUAUAUGGUCUCUGGGAAUUAUAUUAUUUGUGAUGUUGAAUGCAGUAAUGCCGUUUGAUGACUCGAAUAUAAAAAAAUUAUUAAAUGAUCAAAUAUCUAAAAAAUGGGUUUUCCAGUCUAAAAUUGAUGACAUACCAUAUAAAUUGUUAGUAAGUAAUUUAUUAGAGCCGGAUGUACAUCUCAGACUUACUUUGGAUCGAAUAAUUCAACACGACUGGCUCAAAGAGUCAAGUCAUUCGUCACAGAAGAGACGAAAUGUGCAGUCUGCACCGCACUCUCAAUCGAUAAAUUUUGGGAAAAACCGCAUCUUGGACGAAUUUAAAAUUAUCGAAGCUAAAAGAAGUAUUAUGACUUGAAGAAACUUAUUUAGGAAUUUGUAAAUUUGGAAAAACCAGUGAAUAAAUUUUAUAACACAA
Molecule: messenger RNA, 1190 nt
Organism: Aethina tumida (small hive beetle)
Lineage: Eukaryota; Metazoa; Arthropoda; Insecta; Coleoptera; Nitidulidae
Product: testis-specific serine/threonine-protein kinase 1-like
Exons: 3
Coding region: 123-1130 (335 amino acids)
Biological process (GO): autophagy; peptidyl-serine phosphorylation; autophagosome organization
Cellular component (GO): cytoplasm; autophagosome
Molecular function (GO): ATP binding; protein serine/threonine kinase activity
Source: RefSeq, a predicted model, not a curated record